Molecule: messenger RNA, 1278 nt
Organism: Malassezia pachydermatis
Lineage: Eukaryota; Fungi; Basidiomycota; Malasseziomycetes; Malasseziales; Malasseziaceae
Product: s-adenosyl-l-methionine-dependent methyltransferase
Exons: 3
Coding region: 1-1278 (425 amino acids)
Biological process (GO): rRNA base methylation
Cellular component (GO): nucleolus
Molecular function (GO): methyltransferase activity
Source: RefSeq, a predicted model, not a curated record
AUGGCGCUGGUCGUAAAUACCCUCUCGUACAAAGAGACGCUGCAGCAGGUGCUGGCCAGUGUCGAUAUAGCCAAGAGAGAGCCGAAAUGGUUCGGUCCAGGUGCAUCGCUGAAUCGUACCGCAGACAAGACGCGGGCUUCAGGUCCUUUGUUGUCUGAAUGUCUCUUGCUUGUCCUGGUACAUGACCUGCUCUUUGCAUCACGAGGCAUUCAGGCCGCCAAGGCGUGGCCGCCCAAAGAGCGCUUGGAGAAGUACAAGUCGCAGCUGCAUGCAGAGUUAGUACGACUCCAGAUUCGACGGAAAAAGAAGAGCGUAGAAGAGCUUCGGAGUGGUGAAGCAGAGCGCAAGAUUGCCGGCAGAAUUCCGCGGUGGUGCAGAGUGAAUACCCUAAAAGUAUCGCAGGCUGAAGCAAUCAAUCAGCUGCAAAAGGCUGGAUUCACCCUCGUCGAUACAGAGACACUGGACCAGGAGCACCAAUUUGCUAGGUCACGGCACGUUCGUCAUGUCCUUGCCUUCCAUCCGAAAGCGACGUCCAAACUGAUGAGCUUGCCCCUCUUUCGCACAGGCGGCCUAAUUCUCCAGGACUUGGCCAGUUGUUUCCCUGCCGAGGUGCUGGAUCCACGCACGUGGGCCUCAUCGGAGGUCGAUGCGUUGGAUGCGACGUCGGCGCCAGGGAACAAGACGAGUCACCUGAGUGCCCUUAUGCUGGGCCAAGGCACGCUGACCGCGCUGGAACGUGCGCCGCAGCGAUUCAAGACGCUGGUCAAGAUGCUUGAUCGGGCCGGCUGCCUUGCCUCGAGAGGCGGAAAUGUGCACCCGAAGAAAGACGAUUUCCUCGCGAUGGAGCCGCUGGGCGAUGGUGCACUGGUUCGUUUCAUGCUUCUCGAUCCUAGCUGCUCAGGCAGCGGCAUUGUGAACCGAUUAGACUACUUGACCAGCCAAGACGACGAGCAGGACAAUAUCGAGCAGGUACUACCGGACGACAACCGCCCUGCGCCCCUCGAUGCCCGACUUGCGAGCUUAGCUGCGCUGCAGCAGCGCAUGAUCCGGCAUGCCAUGACGUUCCCGAGCCUGGAAAGAUUCACAUACUCGACCUGCUCUGUCCACGAGGAAGAGAACGAACAUGUGGUCAAGGCUGUGCUGGAGUCGCCCGAAGCAAAGGAGGGCCAUUGGUCCCUAGCCCCACGCUCAGACGUCCUGCCUACGUGGAACGAGCGUGGCCGGCCUGAGGCAUGCGGGGGCGACGAGAAGAUGGCCUCGUGGCCAUGUGCCAUGUGA